This is a messenger RNA of Portunus trituberculatus (swimming crab), 3994 nucleotides long. RefSeq lists its product as uncharacterized. The record is from RefSeq and is a predicted model, not a curated record. Bases 94 to 2148 code for a protein of 684 amino acids. The transcript is spliced from 16 exons. Lineage: Eukaryota; Metazoa; Arthropoda; Malacostraca; Decapoda; Portunidae.
CCUCAGGCGUCUCCCUAUCCUCCUCCUCCUCCUCGUCUUCCACCCUUUGCAGUGACACGCCUCGCCCGACGCAGCCCGCCCCAAGAGACCCCCAUGAAAAGAGUCAGAACCAGAGAGAACUCCCAGUCUGUUCCCGGCGCGCAGACAGAGCGGUGGGACGGCGCCACAACCAUGAGGGAAACAAGGUGGUUGUCAAUGCAGCUGGCGGCGGGCGUGGCUGUGAUGUUGGUGGCAGCAGUGAGUGAGGUCACCGCUAAACCAACACCCGGUGAUGAUACACGUCAUAUCACCGCCAAUCACGUGGAGGACCAGUAUUUGGAUGACGCCCUUGUUAACUGGCUGGACAAUUUCGGCACGUAUACCUUCAUGGUUAAGCAAGACCUGGACUCUCACGCCGGCGACCCUGACGGAGGUGGGGAAGGUGACGAAGAGCAAGAGCAGGAGAGUGGUGCUGUCGAGGGAGGAGAGCGGGAGGAAGUGGCUGCCUUGGAGGAGUGGAGUGCCCCUAUCGCAGUGUCAACGGGACAACGCAACCUUCUUAAUCCACAUCAUGAUUACUUAGUGACGGUGGAGUCUCUAGUGGCGGAGGAAGGAUCUAUAUUCAUGACUCUUAGCAAAUACGAAAACGAGACGAUAUGCGGCGUGGGGGGGCUGUCAUUAGAAGAAGAAUUACAGCAAGUGCCCAAGUCUGGCGGCGGUGGCUUCGUUGCGCAAGAGGAAUCCGGAAGCGCAGGCCACACAACCUUCAUUGCCUUUGCGCUGCAGCAGGAGGAGAACACGAACGCAACGGAUUCAGGAUGGAUAGCAGUCAGCGAGCAGUACUGGUGGGCAAGCGGACACUUAACGGGUGGCACCAUAUUAUCUAUUACCUUCACGCCGCCAGAAUGUGGGUGUCUGGCUCUCAGCACAUACUUUGCAUUGCCCGUGGGAAACCUGACGCUGGUGGUUGGUCCUCAAGCUUACCCUGACGAGCUCCAAACCCUUCUGUGUGUCGACCCACUUGCCUCUGUUCCGGAUCACGACUACGAGGAGGAAGGUCAAGAAAAUGGCAUACCAGAAGAGGAGGAGGAAAUCGACUAUUUGCAACAACCCAGUGCUUUAGUGGCUUUGAGGAAUCCAGGGGAGGAGGGCGUGGAGGAGGCGACUCAAGCCACCGAGUCUCCACAGCAGCAGCCUACAGUCUUGACCCAGAAGAAGAAAAUGUCAAAGGAGAAGAAGAUGACGAGGAAAACAAGAAGGCAGAUGAAGAGGCAGAGGAUACGACAAGCUGGCAGGCGGCAGGCGAGACAAGGCCAACCCAACAACGGCAAGAAAACCACACGACGCUGGAACCGCAAAAAGAAUCAGCGUAAGAGGGCGAGGGUUUGGAAGAAGCUAAACAAAAAAGGCAAGAAGGGAAGACGGGGGAAGCUCGGAGCCAAACACCACCACCAACACAACCACGACGAAGAAGUCAAUGGAACCAACCCAGAGGAAAUGAGGCAACACCACGACCACCACCACCACCACUCUGCCUACCCCACCAAUGUCUCAGCCAUACAACAUGAGGAGCGCCUGGUGGACAUUCUACUGCGGGAUUUAUAUGCAGAGAAUUCAACUGUGGAGGAGGACGGAGAGGGAGAGGAAGGUGACGCCACGAUGAGGAACGAAGAGGGAGAGGGACAGGGAGAGGGGGGGGCCCAGACACCAAGGGAGCGAAGGAAGAACAGACGACAACGUAAAAAGAAGAUGCGCAAACAGAGAAGAAAGGUGUACGGCCCGGGGGUCAAGUUUUGUUGCAAGCAAGGCGUUAAGCACAAGAAGAACAACCUGGAAAUCAGCAAUACAUCAGCGAUCUUUGCAGAAUGCAACACGAGCAUAGACGUGGUGAUCACCUUCGCCAACCACCAGUUCGGCAUUGAGGAGGACACCUGCACCACAACUUACACCACCUGCUGCGAGAACUUCACUGAGGAUAUGUGGGAAAGCAUUAAGGCGAGGAAGGCAGAGAGGAGGACGGAAAGAAAACAACGUAGGAAGUCGAGGCGGCGAGAUCGCAAACAACGGAGGAAGCAGGAACGGCGACUUCGUAAGGGGAUGAGGAGGCAAGGCAACUCCCGCCACCACGACCAUCAGUGCACAGGAGACACUUGUGGACAGGCGAAUUAGUGGGAGGUAUUUUGAGGGCUUGUGUCAUGUACGGUCGUGACUGUAGAGGGAUUUUACAUAAGAACAUACAAGAGGUAAUCUGCAAGAGGCUGUCAGGCGUACACGUGGCAGUUCCUGUAUGAGCAAAGUUUUAAUCUAUUUAGUACUGGAACACAUUUUUACCAUGAAUUUUGGAUAUGAUUAGAUGAUUUUAUUUAUAUUAGGUAGGGUCCAUGAGGUCAGAAUAUUAAUGGCCAGUCCUCAACAUUUUAAUCCUCACACGAGUUUCUGAAGCUAUAUAAAGUCGCCAGAUGGUAAGCAGAAUAAAUAUGAAAACGUGUCAUGGCACUGAUGAGGUUAAGACGCCUCAAUCAUGACUGUAUUCUGAAACACUUCUACUUCGCUCAUCCAGCAUUUCAAAAGUCUCUACUUGAAGUAUCAGGUGUUUUUAGUGUUUUUUUUUUUUCAGUUCUAGUGACAGAAUAAUACGAUUUCUACAUUAUUAACAGAAGAAACACACUUGACAAGCAGGCUAAUCAUAUUUAUGGUCUCCAAAAAUAGUCGUGGUGAGGGAGCAAAGUGUUUCUAAGGUCAAUAUUUAGAAACGCUUUGCUCCCUCACAACGACAAUUUUCAAAGGCCACAGGGAUGAUUGGUCAGGUUCUCAGGCUAUUUCUUCUUCUAAUAUUGUAGAAAAAAAAUUUAAUCGAGAACCUAAAAAAACACCGUUAAAAACUCUUAUAACUUCAAGUAAAGCCUUUUCUGAAUGGAAUGGAGGCCCGGCACAGAAGUGUUUCAGAAUAUGGCUCUGUUCAUAUGUAGCGGUCCGUCAUGGUCUCAAGUCCAUCAUUUAGCUGUAACUAUUGGAUUCCUUACAGUGAAUGCCCUCAUGUAGUAUUAGCCAGUAGGAUUAUGCAGUUAGUAGGCAUUUGGAAAGGGUUGAGGUGGGUAGAAUGCAUGUUCACUUCGCUAUGGCCGAUGAAUAGCUGUUGCAAAAUUUCAGUCUCGUGAAUUCGAAGCAGUUGGAAUCAAAAACAUUAAAACGUAUUUAGUUCGUUCUAUUUUUUUUUUUUUUCUGUGUGUAUCAAUUAUUUAAAAAUUUCGGUUUAGUUCUGACAUAAAGUGAGCAAUAUAUACACGUUCAGAGAGAGAGAGAGAGAGAGAGAGAGAGAGAGAGAGAAUUUAUCUGUGGAGUUAAUGAAAGAAAGAAGGAAAAUAAACGUGAGGAAACUGGGAGUGGCAAGGACGUCUCCAAGGAAAUUCCAGAGUGGGAUACUGAGAGAGGGAGAGGAAGAUGAGGCAGGGAGCGUAAAUGUAGACACGAACUUGUGAAUGAACGUGCAGACGGAAGGAAAAUGAGGGAGUGGUAAGGACGUUUUGGACAUAAUUCUCCUAGAGAGAGAGAGAGAGAGAGAGAGAGAGAGAGAGAGAGAGAGAGAGAGAGAGCAAUCUUUAUUUUUUUUACGUCUGAUACUAAACAUUUCAUCAGUUCGAUUUGCGUUUUAUGAAGCAAUUUUGUUCAGAAUACUUUAAAUUUCUGAUUAUGAAGUAAAAAGAGGAAAAAAUGGUGCAUUCUACUCACACUCAGGUCAACUUUUUGCUACAUAUAAAGAUGUCAUUAAAGUAGUGGUAGAUUUUUUUCUUUCAAUUUUUAUCUUUUUCACUUAGUACGUUAAGAGUCACAUAAGUCAUUCGCCCACACGGAUCAUUGAAGCAGCGCAGGACAUCAGUGAACUAUAGGCAAGACUCACAGUUCACUCACCAUGCAUUGCUCCACACAUUAAUUAAGAGCGACUUGUACUACAUUCUAUAUUUCGCAUUUCCAUUUCCAUUUUUUUUGUCUUUUUCAAUAAACGUAUCUUGUAUUA